Molecule: messenger RNA, 1445 nt
Organism: Phytophthora infestans T30-4
Lineage: Eukaryota; Oomycota; Peronosporomycetes; Peronosporales; Peronosporaceae
Product: dihydrolipoyllysine-residue acetyltransferase component of pyruvate dehydrogenase complex, putative
Exons: 1
Coding region: 21-1337 (438 amino acids)
Biological process (GO): pyruvate decarboxylation to acetyl-CoA
Cellular component (GO): pyruvate dehydrogenase complex; mitochondrion
Molecular function (GO): acyltransferase activity
Source: RefSeq, a predicted model, not a curated record
CAAGCCACAAACCGAUCAACAUGUUGCGUCUGAGCCGCUCGCUGCUGUCGGCCGAGCGUCGCGUGGUGCCUCUGCUGCGUCGCGCCUUCUCGUCUCUUCCCGAGAGUGUGUCCCCUCUGACGAUGCCGUCGCUGUCGCCCACUAUGGAGACGGGCUCGCUGUCCGCGUGGCUUAGAAAAGAGGGCGAGGAAGUGCACGCUGGCGAAGUUUUGUGCCAAGUGGAGACGGACAAGGCCGUCGUGGACUACGAGAUGCAGGACGACGCUGUGGUGGCUAAGAUCAUUUGCCCAGAGGGCUCGGCUGACCUUCCCAUUGGUGCGUUGCUCGCCUACACUGUGGAGGACAUGGACACGUACAAGCAGCUGCUAGACAGCGGCGCGCUUGCCAAUCUCUCGGCCGAAGCUCCUUCCGCCACUGAGCCUGUGGCUGAGUCUAAGCCUGAGCCUACUCCUGCUUCUACUACACCUGCUGCAGAGUCGAGCCACAGUGGCCGCGUGCCGCUCAUUAAGUUCUUGGGCAAGCGCUCGCUGCUUCCUGAGUUCAACCACUCGCCUCUUGAGGAGGCUGCGAAGUCCGCAAGCGCUGCUCCAGCCGCGCAGUCUGUGGCCACGUCCACUGUCGCUGCGGACGCUGAGUACGAGGACUUGCCGCUGUCUAACAUGCGCAAGAUCAUCGCAAAACGCCUGGCCGCCUCCAAGCAGGAGGUGCCGCACAGCUACACGAGCAUCGACUGCGAGAUCGACAGCAUUUUGAAGUUCCGCAAGCAUUUGAAGACCAAACACGACGUCAAGGUCGGUAUGAACGACUUUAUCCUCAAGGCUGUGGCGCUAGCGCUGCGUGACGUGCCCGAGGCCAUCUGCUUCUUCGAUGUUAAGACGCAGAGCGUGCAGCCCAAUGCGUCGGUGGACGUGUCGGUGGCUGUAGCUACUCCGACGGGUCUCAUCACCCCCAUUGUGCCAAAAGUUGACACUCUGGGACUCAGCCGCGUCAACAGCAUAUUUAUGGAGCUCGUGACUCGCGCGCGUCAAAACAAACUCAAGCCCGAGGAGUUCCAGGGCGGCUCCUUCACUGUGUCCAACCUCGGCAGCUUCGGUAUCGACCAGUUCCGCGCUGUGAUCAACCCGCCUCAGGCCUGCAUUCUCGCCGUGGGUGGCGGUCGUAAGGAGGUCCUGCCGCCUCUGGAGAUCGUGGAGGGCGUCAACCCGGAGCCGCGGAUCGCCACGCUCAUGAACGUGACGCUGUCUUCGGACCGUCGUGUGGUGGACGGCGUCAUUGCCGGUCAGUUCCUACAGGCGUUUAAGGCUUACAUGGAGAACCCGGAGCUUAUGGUCCUGUAAGUAGAGCGCUAGAUCCCACCAGCUCAUGAGUUGCAGACAGGAGCGUGCAGAGUAGUUUACCCCCGGCGUCCUGGGCGAUAACAAGGACGUACGACGUUGUCUCCUAGA